UUCCUGAACGUAGACGAUAACAGCCACAAUCUUCUGGUCUGCUCUCAACACGCUGCGCAUCUGUUUCCCUCGCUGCAUUUUUGAGUCAUCGUCUCAAGAGAGGGUGUGGUGGACUGUGGGACACAUGCAAAGACAACAGUCGCACUUAUAUAGGUUUUCAGUAUUAUCCUAGUCUACUUGACACUAGCUAUCAUGAUCGAGAAUAAACUGGCCUCUUUUGGGAAGAUGCUGGUGAGGCGUCGCAUGCUGGACACCACACAGGACGAAAGUCGCUUCUCUCGCUGUCUCACCACUCUGGACCUCAUAGCUCUUGGUGUGGGGGCAACACUGGGUGCAGGUGUCUAUGUCCUGGCUGGGGAAGUGGCCAGGGAGAAGGCUGGACCAGCCAUUGUGCUUUCUUUUCUCAUUGCAGCCUUGUCUUCUGUCCUCGCUGGCUUGUGCUAUGCUGAAUUUGGAGCACGAGUUCCUAAAACAGGAUCUGCUUACAUGUACAGUUACGUGACAGUGGGUGAAAUAUGGGCCUUCAUCACGGGAUGGAACCUCAUUCUGUCAUAUGUAAUAGGCACAGCUAGUGUGGCCAGAGCUUGGAGCUCAACUUUUGACAAUCUGGUGGAGAAAAAGAUCUCUAUUUUCUUCAAUGGCUCCAUGUCAUUUCCAGACACCGGAAAAGUGUUAGCUGAGUAUCCGGACAUAUUUGCCCUCAUCCUGGUCAUGUUGCUCAGCGGAUUAUUGGCAUUUGGAGUGAGUGAGUCUGCACUUGUCAACAAGAUCUUCACAGGAAUCAACCUGGUGGUUCUGGCAUUUGUCAUAAUUUCUGGCUUUGUGAAAGGCAAUUCUGCCAACUGGAAUCUCACUGUGAAGGACUACAUUAACAGCACCAAACACUUUCAAACAGCACAAGAAAUUGAAAAAGGCUUUGGCUCGGGGGGCUUUGCACCAUUUGGCUUUAAUGGAAUCCUUUCUGGUGCUGCCACAUGCUUUUAUGCAUUUGUGGGUUUUGACUGUAUUGCCACUACAAGCGAGGAGGCCAAAAACCCCAUGCGUUCCAUCCCCAUAGGCAUCGUAGCCUCUCUGCUUAUCUGUUUUUUUGCCUACUUUGGAGUUUCUGCAGCCCUCACCCUCAUGAUGCCCUAUCACAUGCUGGAUGUUCAAAGUCCACUGCCCGAGGCCUUCAAAUAUGUGGGCUGGGGCCCUGCUCGCUAUAUUGUGGCUUUGGGCUCUCUAUGCGCCUUAUCCACCAGUUUAUUGGGCUCUAUGUUCCCUAUGCCUCGUGUGAUUUAUGCUAUGGCUGAGGACGGUUUGCUCUUCCGUUUCCUCUCCUGGAUGCACAAAAAAACCAAAACACCUGUCCUGGCCACCAUUGUGUCUGGCAUUGUAGCAGCUCUGAUGGCCUUCCUCUUUGAUCUCGCUGCCUUAGUGAAUUUGAUGUCGAUUGGGACACUGCUGGCAUAUACUUUGGUUGCCGUGUGUGUACUCAUUCUCCGAUACCAGCCAGGCAGACUUGGCUCCAGUGGUGCGGAUGAGAAGCCAGUGGAACUACAACGGCUGGAGGCAAAGGGGGCCAUGGCAGAUGUGGAUAGCGGGGAUAAGUACGGCAAGAAGCUAGAGACAACAGCCUUUAAAGAGAGGUUUUCCAUCCGAUUGCUGGUGCAACCAAGCUGUGAUGAACCUACCAAAAUUUCAGGCAUCAUUGUUUACUCGGUGACGGGCAUGAUCUCUGUACUUUUCACUUUGCUGUGUGUGGUGCUGGCAGUGUAUGGGGAGCAGGUGGGGAAGGGCUGCCCUUUUUGUAUUACUGUGGUUGUUGUCCUAUCUAUUCUCUCCUUCAUCUGCAUCUUCAUCAUCUGGAGACAGCCCCCGAGCAAGGAGAUCCUCACUUUCAAGGUGCCUUUUCUCCCCAUUCUGCCAUUGAUCAGUAUCUUUGUAAACAUUUACCUCAUGAUGCAAAUGGAUGGACCUACAUGGAUUCGUUUCGCAGUAUGGAUGGCUAUUGGUUUUCUUAUUUAUUUUGGAUAUGGAAUAAGGAAUAGCUCUGAGGGUAAAAACAAUUCCCCACAAAAAUGUGAGCCCAUUCUUCAAGGAAAGAGGCCAAUCUAUCUGACUGAAGAUGACCGUGAACUUGAGGAGGCCACACCCUAAGAGGAGGAACUUCAUUGGUAUGGCAGCCACGUUACAACUGUUUAUACUGCAAUUUCAUAUUGGCACCAUAUGUUUCUUCUGAAGUCUGUUUAGUAGGCAAACUGUAUAUUUCAUUUUAAGUGCUUGCCUUGUGUCAAUGCACAAUGGUACUGUAACAAUGUUACUGAUGUAUGUCUGAACUUCUCUUCAUAAUUAACCGUAUUUUGUCUAGUCCUACAUGGACUUUGAUCUGGUAAUGGAAAAACAAAACGGAAGAGAGUUCCACAGUUUUGGAACAAAAGAAGAGAAGGCCCUGUCACCCAUAGAAUGUAGACUAGUAGAAGGAAGGAGGAGGUGACUCCUUUUUCCCAUAGUGAAUCGAAAUAUGUCAUUCAAAAUCAUUGUUAUUGGACCAUAGAGAAUUGGGAAUGUGUAAUAUAUUUAUUGAAAUAACAUACUUUAAUUUAUUUUGAACUCAAAACGUCUUAUACUUGAUUUUAUAAAAUUGAUAUGAUGGACAAAGUGACAAAUGGAAAAUAUUUAUCGAGCUGCAAUGGAUUUUAUAAGUAGUUUUCUGUGUAAAAUUAUAUUCUUGUAUAUUGUGUAUAUAUUUGGAUAUAUUUAUGUACUGGUAUGGGGAAAUGUUUUAAUGUUUAGGUAUAGUAAUAUGUCUGCUAAAAUAUUUUUUUAGCAUAGCAAUUUUCUCUAACCAGCUGUACUUAUUUGAGAUGUUAUGGAAAAAUAGGAAAUAACCUUGUCUUAAAUAUUCUUGAAUGUAAAAUCAAACAUUAUCUAAAGGGAUUUUUAUAUUUAUAAAUUGGGUGGUAAACAAAGUUACAUUUUUCAUUUAAAGCAUCAGUAUCUAAGCCAAGGGCUCUUAUUUUUUUAUGCAAUAUUUUUCAUUCCAUAGUAGUUAUCUUAAGAUAACAGUUUAUGCUGCUUUUAUCAUGUUUUUUGUAAAAACUUGCUUUAUAAAUGCUGUUUAUUCUUGAAGGGAAAAAGAAUAUUUGUAUGCUGAGAUUUUGGUACUUUCUGUGACGUCUUUAGUAGCUUAUGUGUCUUCUGCCGGUAUGUGGUAUUUUUAACUGACAUGAGCAUUGAACCAGAAGGAUGUAUGGCUCUUAACACUACAGAGUUGUUUGUGCAGUAUAUCUUACAGAAGUCAGUACUGUGUGCUGCAAGCGUGUGACUCUUUGAUAGCAUUAAUCUGUUUUACAGUUAACAUUAAAACAAAGAUGCAGUGUAAUCAAGCUGGAGCCAUUUCUUCUAGUGUACUAAAAAUCAUAUGUGUUACAAAGCUGAGUUAUGAUGUGUCCAACAAAGUAGAAUGAACUUUGAGCAGAUGUGGCCUUCUCACCUUAUAAUAUAUCCAUUUAGAGGAAUAACAUUGCCUAGGAAGUUGUUUACAUGGCUCACUGCUCUGACUAUAGCCUAGCCUAGCUAUUGCUGUGAGUUAUUACUUUGUAUUGUAAUGGAACAGACACCACUGUUUACUGUAUUGUAAAACUAAUGGUUACAUUUUCAUGGACAUAUUUUCCUUUGUAUAUAGCCUUCUUGAUGUUAUUAUUAUUUGCAACGUUGUAAACAAUAAAAAAAUAAAUAAAGAAUA
Xyrauchen texanus (razorback sucker) is the source of this 3727-nucleotide messenger RNA. RefSeq names its product cationic amino acid transporter 3-like. Bases 193 to 2139 code for a protein of 648 amino acids. Gene Ontology annotation, cellular component: plasma membrane. Gene Ontology annotation, biological process: amino acid transport; transmembrane transport. The transcript is spliced from 13 exons. The record is from RefSeq and is a predicted model, not a curated record. Gene Ontology annotation, molecular function: amino acid transmembrane transporter activity. Lineage: Eukaryota; Metazoa; Chordata; Actinopteri; Cypriniformes; Catostomidae.